GUAGUAGCUACACCCUCUGAGUUUAAAAAGAGUCAAACAACUAUCUCUUCACAGUCUACUAUAUACCUUACAAAACAAAACCACCGAUCCUUUUAUUACAGAUAUGGAGCCCAAACUGCUUGUGUUGGUUGUGUUUAUCUGGGCUGGAUGUCACGUAACUGAAGCUCAACUGUUUGUGCCAACAACUCUUGGUACAACCAUCACUAACACAACAUGUGGAAGCUCUAAACUGUGUGUGUUUAGUGUGAGUAAUUGCAAUCCUUCAGGAAACUCCAGCUGCUUUUUCAGUUCCUUUCAAGUAAACAACCAAACAGCGACUAUUGAACUCACUGGUACAACAUCUGGAUAUGUCGCACUGGCACUCACUGCUAGUAACCAAUCACAGGGAGGUGCUGUUGUGUUCAUCUGUGGCAACAAUAACACCAACACGGCUAACAACACUGUAUUUUUCCAAGCUGCUACCCUAAAUGGCACGAAUAUUACUCCUGCUAAUGUGUCCACUGUAAACAGUGUUCAAGGUGCUUUACAACAAAACCAGAGUCUUAUUCAGUGUACCUUUAACAUCACCACCAAUCUCACCAUCAGCAAUGGCACUAAUUUCACCAUCAGUAACACCACAUCCGCUUUCAUCACCAUCCUGAAUGGAAGCACAAUUGGAACACAACUGGGAAAUGGAACUGUAGUAUUUAACUCCAGUACACCAAUAAACCUGACUAACAUCAGCAUGAUCAUCUCUAGCAGCUCAGCAAAUACCACCAACAACACAACAAAUACCACCAACAGCACAGUGAAUACCACCAACAGCACAGUGAAUACCACCAACAGCACAGUGAAUACCACCAACAACACAACAAAUACCACCAACAACACAACAAAUACCACCAACAACACAACAAAUACCACCAACAACACAACAAAUACCACCAACAACACAACAAAUACCACCAACACAGCGAAUACCACCAACAACACAACAAAUACCACCAACAACACAACAAAUACUACCAACACAGCGAAUACCACCAACACAGCAAAUAACACUAACAGCACAGUGAAUGCCACCAACAACAACACAGUGAAUGCCACCAACAACAGCACAGUGAAUACCACCAACAGCACAAAUGUUCAACAGGUAAGUUUAUAA
Clarias gariepinus (North African catfish) is the source of this 1144-nucleotide messenger RNA. RefSeq lists its product as uncharacterized. Gene Ontology annotation, biological process: regulation of glutamate receptor signaling pathway. The transcript is spliced from 6 exons. Lineage: Eukaryota; Metazoa; Chordata; Actinopteri; Siluriformes; Clariidae. The record is from RefSeq and is a predicted model, not a curated record. Bases 104 to 1144 code for a protein of 346 amino acids.